AUGGCAGGUUCCGGUAAGGUGAUUCUGAAGCUUAGCUCCAUCUUCGACACUCCUGGAGUGCAGCAAGAGCCGCCUCUUCCCGCAACUAAGCACAGGACACCUCAACGCUCGGAAGAUGGGCCGGUCUCGCGGGCAAAGGCCAUGCUGGAUAAGGAGCUAGCCAUGAAAUGUUCGCCGCAGGCAUCGUUUCCAACGCCGAAGACUCCGAGAAAUCCGACAGACAGCCUGGACAAGGCAAAACGAAUGCUCAACGACACGCUCGAGAACAUCGCAGCGAUGGAGCGAGACAACAUCUAUGAUAAGGAAGCAGCUGACCGGCAACGUGCUGAGGCGCACGCUCGCUUUGAGAUGGCUCGAGCUGCUUUCAUCCAGUCAGAAGCUGAGCCAUCCAAGUCAGCCGAGAAGCCCAUCGUUGCAGGCUCAACACCAGGAGAAGAUGAAAGGUCUGCUCCGUCCAAGUCCAUCGCUAAACCGAACCAAUCUCCCGUCACUGCCCCGAUAGCAACUCCUGAGGCAGAGAAGGCUGUUCCCCUCAAAGCGAACGUAAUCACAUCUGCGAAGAAAGAAGAUGACGUCUUGAGCUCGCUGAACGGACGAUCGCUCGUUCCCAUGCGAAUCAGAAGGCAAAUGAUAACUCACACACUCCCUGACGAGCCUCGAAUCGAGCACGUGCAGAAAGACUUGUUCAGAGACACUACAUACGAAGACGCCGCCUGUGAUCAAGUUGAAUCUCUUGAAAUCACUGAGUCUUCUGAAUCCGAGUUUUACAACGACCAUCAUCAUCUCAAUUCUCAACAUCAAGAGCAGUUCGUCUUCAAGGAUGAAGGAGACCUGCACAGAAAUCGAGCACCCAUCGUCGUCAAGACUUCCUUCCCGGAUGAACCUGCUGUUUUUCGCGACUACAAGGAAGAAAGCCUGCCCUCCGUAUACUCUGUCAGCAGCCGAGAAGAUCCAUCCUACCCAUCAAACUUGCAGCGAUCGCAGCAGAUUUGGGUCCCCGAGUCUCUAGAGGUGACCCAGGGACAGGGAGGCAAUGAGCAUGACAAAUGGUGUCAGUUGAAAACCAUUUGCGAAGGCACCCUUCUUGGUCUCGAUGGCCCCAGUGGCAUCUGGAAGCCAAGAUACUUUGUUCUUGUCGACCAGAGCCUCUACUACUAUCAGGACAGCAGAAAGCUCAUCGCCAUCGAGCGGAUCACGCUAGAUCACUCAACUAGCGUCAAGGUGGUCGAUGACGCCUACGGAAGGCAAGAUGAGGACUAG
Molecule: messenger RNA, 1260 nt
Organism: Guillardia theta CCMP2712
Lineage: Eukaryota; Cryptophyceae; Pyrenomonadales; Geminigeraceae
Exons: 8
Coding region: 1-1260 (419 amino acids)
Source: RefSeq, a predicted model, not a curated record